AUGCCCAGACUGGUAGCGAAGGUGGAAGGGAAAGGCAAUGGAAUUAAAACAGUGAUCGCUAAUAUGACCGAAAUCGCCAAGGCACUUCACCGGCCUCCAACAUAUCCCACUAAAUAUUUUGGCUGCGAACUUGGAGCUCAGACGCAGUUUGAUUUGAAAAACGAUCGAUACAUUGUGAACGGGGAGCACGAUGCCCAGAAACUGCAGGAAAUUUUGGACGGAUUCAUCAAAAAGUUUGUUCUCUGCGCCGAAUGCGAAAAUCCUGAAACAAUGCUGAAUCCCCCGGAUGCAGAUAUUCCUGAAACUGCAUCUGUCACCAAUGCGAGCGUAGUCAAGCGAGGCCGCAGUAAGAAGGCGAAAGACAAUGGUUCCAGCUCUCCGACUGAAAAUGGGAAUGCGGAAAAUGGCGAAGUAGACGACUUAGCUAACGUAAGUGUUCAUAUGAUAUGUAUUCUGAACAGUUUUUCUAACCGAUUUAAAUAAGA
Soboliphyme baturini is the source of this 485-nucleotide messenger RNA. The record is from the annotation of a GenBank genome assembly. NCBI's taxonomy places the organism in Eukaryota, Metazoa, Nematoda, Enoplea, Dioctophymatida, Soboliphymatidae.